Molecule: messenger RNA, 4945 nt
Organism: Toxorhynchites rutilus septentrionalis
Lineage: Eukaryota; Metazoa; Arthropoda; Insecta; Diptera; Culicidae
Gene: Ge-1
Product: enhancer of mRNA-decapping protein 4 homolog
Exons: 9
Coding region: 394-4548 (1384 amino acids)
Biological process (GO): deadenylation-independent decapping of nuclear-transcribed mRNA
Cellular component (GO): P-body
Molecular function (GO): protein binding
Source: RefSeq, a predicted model, not a curated record
UGACAAACCGAGUGAUGCGGGAAACGCACGGAGAUGAGAAAGUUAAAACUGCAAAAAACUGCAAACUCCGCGGCUUCGCGUAUAUUUUCCGAACGAAAUACUCGCAAUACACGAUAAUUACGCUUCCCGAAAUAUCAAAAUUAGCCGCCGGAAGUGUUAGCAAAAACUCCGGUGAUUUUGUUUACGGUAUUUAGUACGUUCCGGAGGAAUUAUUAGGAAGAAAUUCACAUGCCACAGGGCAUCAAUUGAUUACAAACCAUCAGAGACUACGACUGAGAUUUGUCCUUGGGCCAGAACUUUGGAAAAGAGUGUGCAAUCGAAGGAUAUUUGAAGUGUAUUCCUGCGUGGAAAUCUAUAUCGUACAGAAUAACUACCUCCGAUGGUAGCGAUGCUAUGCUAAUUUUCAUUCUCAUCGGAACAGUUCAGAUUUUUCGCGUUUUCAAAAGAAUCGGACACCAGCUCCGCACACUACUGCUUGCGAUGGACAAGAUGGGGAAGACUACUUCGAACGGGAGCAUUGAUGGAUCAACAAAAAUUGUGUUUAACAAAGAUGAGAAGCAAAAUUGUGUUGAGAUUUCUGGAAAGAAUGUAACCGUGGUCGGUGGCGCUGGUAAGCACGACCAUGGGAGUUCGAAGAUCAAAUUAAAGAAUAUAGUGGACUACAAAUGGGAACUGAAAAAUUAUCCGGGUCAUUUGAUUGCGUGUCAUAGAGGAGGAAAGCUCAUUGCAUACGCAAUAACAGUAAAUCAUCGCGCCACCCCGGAAGGAAUGGUCCGUAUUGUGGACCUUUCGCUCGGACAACGCGCACUCAUAAAGAAUAUGUCAGACGAGGUACUCGAUUUGCAGUUUGCACAUAUCUCGUCCAAGAUUAUACUGGCCGUAAUCGAACAAGCUGUGCUUCGCGUGUUCACGGUUGAGAUUAUCAAUGAGAAAAUCAUAUGCACAGUGUUGAUUAUGAUUAGCGAUCCGAUCGAUAAUCACAUUCCAAUAUGCGAUAAAAUCUCCUGGUGUCCAUAUCUGCAAGACAACGGUUAUGAAGAUGAGUAUGCGAGCCAACUGUUGGUGUGGACACGCGGCGAUGUCUUCCAAUGUUACAGUAUUAGUGCCGUUGUUCAACGUUACAACUGUUGGUUGAUCGAUGCGAAAGAUAUUUCCGAGGGUGGAUUCAAAGUCAAUCUGCCGAACAUCACCGGAGCGGUAUUCUCAGCCGAUGGAACAACACUGGCCGUCAGCUGUGACGAAGGAGUUAUCCGGUUCUAUCAGAUUUAUCAGCAUACCAAUGACAACAACUUGCGCUGUUUACAUCAAUGGAAACCCCAUGGGGGAAAGACAAUCAGCAAUUUCUUCUUCCUGGAUAACUAUACCGAGCAAGGAGCAGAUCAAGUUUUAUGGAAACAUGCGAUAACUUGUUCGGACAACAACACGGAAAUCAAGUUAUGGUCCUGCGAGACCUGGGAAUGCACACAAACAAUCAAUUUUGUUCCGUCGAUCGAUCAACCGUUGAAUUUCAAGGCCGAAAUCGACCGAACUUCGUCGUUCCUUGUCCUCUCGGACAUAACCACUCGCGAGAUGUACGUGCUUCAAAUUCGCAAAGAAGUGGUUCGCUCCGACAACCGAACCGACGGCGGCUCCGUUAGCAAUGGGAAUUCGGAGGCAAACUUCGACAGUUCCAAGGAGAACGAAAACAAGCCAAACGAUCAAGAUAUCACAACCUCAACAACCCUCAGCUCGACCGGCACAGGAGUUCCGUUGACGCGGGCGUUCAUUUCCUCGAUCGCAGAAUUCCCCCUUUCGUCGCCGAUUCUCAGCUUCGGUAUUCUGGAUGUGGCCGUUCGGAUGUAUAAAACAAGCGAUGCUUACCUAAUCGAAGAGUUGGAUGAUUACGACGACGAGAACAGUGCUCUCUACUGUGUGGUAAUCCACAUGUUUCUCGUUCAACCGAAAAGCGUGCAGGAAUGCUAUGUGCUCUACCAACCGAGUGUGACCUAUUUGACUGAUGUCCUCAGCACCAUAACGAGCAUGAGCAGCGAGUAUCGUAACAUGUCCCAGUCAUCGAUCGGCGGUUCGACAGGUAAAGAUGAACGGAUGAACAAUACACCUUCCGUGGUGGAUGGCGUUGUUCGCAACGCAGGAAGCCGUCUGUCGACACGAACGGGUUCGGAAAAGUCGAUAAACGUUUCGGACAAUAAUGAUUCAAAUGCAAAGGAAGUGGAAGACUUGAAAAAGAUGGUAUCACCUAAUGUAUCUGCUGUGAACAGUGGUGCUGCUGUUGGAUUACCAUCGGUUGUUCUGACGGUUGGGGGAGGAAGAAUCAGUGUCAAUAAUUUGGCAAAUACUGGUGUGGGUUCCACCAGCGCUCAGCCAAAGCAACCGAUCAAUUUGAUGACGCCGGACUCGUUCAAUUCAACCAGCGUGGAAAAAUCUGAUAAUCACAAAAAUGAUGAAACGGUAAACCCGGAUGUGCUGAAUACGCUCUUCAUGUUGGCCAAUGUGACCAAACAGCAGCAACUUAAAAACAGCGAAGCGUCGCCCAACGACAACCUGACAGAGAAACCAUCACCACUGAGUGUACUUAACAUGGUGAAUAGUGCAGUACUCGAGGAACAGGAGAAGGCCAAAGUUCGGAGAUCCGACGAAUUACGACAGAAAGCAUUGUCAGCAACACCACCCGUACCACCAAUGCCCUCGGCUGAAAUGCUCGCUAGCGGUGGGUCCAGCCCUAGCCGGGAGAUCCAAGAAAUCCUGUCCCUGAAGGAUAAUGACUGCUACGACUCGGAUAACAUUUUAAUGGACAAAAUAUUCGGUAUCGGUGAGGACGAGCUGAAUGAUCUGGAGAAUGAAAUUAUUGACGACGAGGAAGAGGACAAUGGUUACAACUUCAAGAACAUCGAUGAUGACGACGAUGAGGAUGAAAUUCACCAGCGCAGAGAGCAACCGAAGUCACUUUCUCAAACUGCACCGAAGACAUCGGAGGCGAAACCAAACAACCAUGAUCAGUCGCACGGUUACGUGAAAUCGGAAGGGACUCACGAGAAGCUAAGCAAAUCCGAGCAGAACAAAAAAAUAGACUGGCCAAAAGUUCCGACGGGACCACAUCCAACGCAAAACAGCUUCAUAUCUCCUACUCAACACCCACCGCCCCAAGCUCCGAUGAUCGUAACGGUGCCAAACGAUUCCAAACAUCUUGAUGAUAUCAGCCAAAAACUGGAUCGAAUGAUGGAUGUGGUACAGAUGCAAUCUCGUCAAAUAUCAGAACUGAGAACUCAAAUACACGAUAUGAACACUUCUCGCUCGGAGGACAUACAACGCUAUCAGUCCCGAAUCGACCAGCUAGAGGCCAGCAUUCCAAAAAUAACCUCCGAAGUAUAUAGCAAAAUUAAUACCCAUCAAAUAUACAAGCUCGAGGCAGCUAUUCACGUUCAGAACAGAACGUUUAAGGAUGAACUGAUCGAAAAAAUUCGAGUAUUUUUGUCCAAUCAACUUGUGCAAAAACUGGCGCCCAUGGUUAUCAGCGAAGUGCAGCGGGUCUGUGUGCCGUUGAUCGGAAGUAAGGUCGAUCAUAUCACAAUGCUCUUCAAGAAGGAAGUUGUGACAACCAUGCAGGCCCAUGACGCCGCCUUCCGACAUAGCAUCGAUAAAAUGAGCCGUAGUCAGGUAUUCAUCGAUGCCCUGACAUUGUCCGUACACAGUGGGGUGCAGAAAGGGCUGGAAAUGUUGUUUAACGAAUCUCUGCGAAAUGUGAUUCUUCCGAGCUACGAGCGAUCCACAGUGGAGCUGUUCCAACAGCUCAACGCCACCUUCUCCGCCGGAACGAAAGAAUAUUUACAAAAAUUGGACCAAUAUGUGGCCCAGCAGAAACAAACAACGGAUAAAUCGGAAGAAAUUAUCGAACUGGUGAAAAAAGUACCGGAUCAUGUCAACGCAAGCACCCAGCACCAAUAUAAAGCUGACACGACUGGCCUUCGGGAAGAAAUCAACCGAGACUUCAAGCUGCUGCAAUCGAACCUGCUCAAAAUCAUCCGGGAAAACAUUCGCCACGAGAUCGAGAAGGGCCUCGAAGCGCAGGCGUCUUCACUCGAAGAUUCCGUACUGUCAGCGGUGCGGUCCCAAGCCCAAACACCUGCUCCCACCAAUGUGGACAUUCAGGAGCAAAUCAAACAAUUGCUUGCUCUCGGACAGAUAAACAGUGCCUUUCACAAAGCACUGCUAUCCAACGAUCUUAGUUUGGUGGAGUUCACCCUGGAGAAGGCCGACUACAAGCAAGUGUUUAAUCCCUGCCCCCUUGAACAGACAGUUCUGCUCUCGCUUAUUCAGCAAAUUUCCGCCGACAUGUCCAACCAUAAUGAUCUGAAGCACAGGUAUCUCUCCGAUUCGAUAGUCAAUCUCAACUUUCUGGAUCCGGUCACGAAAGAGCAUUCAGCUAGAGUGAUGCGUGAGCUAACCCAGAAUUGUCAAAACUAUCUGAGCGCAAAUCCCUCAUCUCAACUAACAACUAGCAUCAAAAUGCUUAUGAUCGCCAUCAAGGGUUUGGAGUACAAGCAAUUCUGAUAUGUGUGGAAAUAGUUCACAGGCGAUGAAAAAAUUCCACACUCAUUUGUUUAGAUUUUCAGGUUUUUAUGUUAUUCGGAGAAAAGUUAAAAAUUCGGUAUUUUAUUAGAGAACAUUCCAUUCUGAAGUUCUCGAAAAGCGGUAUCAAAAAAUGUUUAUUUUUCUCAGAGGUAUUUUGGGAAAGUUUCGAUUUGUUUGUACUGUUUCCAUUUUUACGCUCGGUAAUACAAGCCUUCAAUUUUAAUUAUUGAUGAUGCAUUGGGUUUUAUAACAAAAACUAGAAAUAUUUGAAUGGUGCGUAAAUGCAGCGAGAGACUGGACAGCAACAUAUGUAAAAUCACCGAAUCAAACAUCAUUAUUCAUUCAGAAGAUAUAUGUCAUAAGAAUUAUAAAAUUA